Molecule: messenger RNA, 714 nt
Organism: Chelonia mydas (Green sea turtle)
Lineage: Eukaryota; Metazoa; Chordata; Testudines; Cheloniidae
Product: allograft inflammatory factor 1-like
Exons: 6
Coding region: 88-585 (165 amino acids)
Biological process (GO): actin filament bundle assembly; ruffle assembly
Cellular component (GO): ruffle membrane; actin filament
Molecular function (GO): actin filament binding; calcium ion binding
Source: RefSeq, a predicted model, not a curated record
GCCAAAGUCAAGCUAGCUACUGAAGUGUAUAAAGGGGAGGGUGCUCAGUUAAGCUAACAGAGUUGUUCGUUCUUUUGCAAGGAAAAAAUGGCUGCAAAGGAUCGUGACAUGCAGGAGAAAGAAUUUUGUCUAGUUAACAAGGAGUACCUGGCUGAUGAACCAUUUCGAGACAUUCCAAAUCUACAGGCAAAGCUUGAUCAGCUGAAGGGCAUGUUUAUGGGAUGUGAUGCCACAAGCACAGGAGAAAUUGACUAUCCAACGAUGAGCAGGAUACUGCAGGAGUUUGGGGUUUUCCAAAACCCCUUGGAGCUCAAGGCGCUGGUCCAGGAAAUCACAGGGAACACAGGCAGCACCAUCCCUUACAAGGACUUCACUAUGGUUAUGCUGGGCCGCAGAUCCACCAUGUGCCAACGGAUCAUGCACUACAAUGGGAAAGGAGGAGGAGUGGUGAAGAGGCCCAGCCUGAUGGAUGCUGGCCCCUAUGUAACCUACUUGGAAUGCACUCUCUCCGGAGUCCCCUCUCCUCUUGCCACUCUCCCGCCACCACCUCCCCCAUCUCCAGUUGAUGGCUGCCCUGAGACCUAGCCGGCUGCCUGAGGAAUGUGGAGACUGACUCACUUCGUAGGCUGGAGAGCCUGCUGAGAAGGCAAAUCAAAUGUCCUGUGGUAGAGUGCAUCCAGCUCAAACCUUCCCCAAUAAAGAGCUGCCUAGCAA